This is a messenger RNA of Larimichthys crocea (large yellow croaker), 6112 nucleotides long. Its product is annotated as E3 ubiquitin-protein ligase RBBP6. The coding region runs from base 404 to 5593 and encodes 1729 amino acids. The record is from RefSeq and is a predicted model, not a curated record. Gene Ontology annotation, molecular function: nucleic acid binding; zinc ion binding; ubiquitin protein ligase activity. NCBI's taxonomy places the organism in Eukaryota, Metazoa, Chordata, Actinopteri, Sciaenidae. Gene Ontology annotation, biological process: mRNA processing; protein ubiquitination; ubiquitin-dependent protein catabolic process. The transcript is spliced from 19 exons. Gene Ontology annotation, cellular component: nucleus.
UGGCGUGCGGAGCGUCACGUGAACGCAGCAUCAGAUGCUGACGAGCCGUUGCUUGCGGAAACAGCUGGUGGUUUCUGUCAGUUUUUUUUUUUAGAGAGAGAGAGAGAGGCAACAUUGGCAGGGAUAAAAGUUUAAGAGAGAGUCGAAACGGACCGAGCACGCUUUGGUUUGAAUCCCCGCUGCUGUUCCGCCGCACGCCGGGACAUGUCAGCCCGUGAACGGCACUUUAUCCGGUUAAUUAACGAGCUAGCUCCGUAGACGCUGACGCAGCCGGCUGCUAACGCCGAGCUAACUUUGUACUCCCAUAGCAACUACUGUCAGGUGUCAGGGCCUGUUUUUGUGACACCGCAGGAGCUGUGUUUUUUUUUUUUUAUUCUUACCCCCUUUCAAGUUAAAUUUCAGCAUGACUCAUGUUCAUUAUAAAUUCUCCUCCAAACUCAGCUACGACACGGUGGUUUUUGACGGCCCGCACAUCACGCUGGGGGAUCUGAAGAGGCAGAUCAUGGGCAGGGAGAAGCUCCGAGCCGGGGACUGCGACCUGCAGAUCACAAACGGACAAACCAAGGAAGAGUACACUGAAGAUGACGGUCUGAUCCCCAAAGGCUCCUCCGUCAUCGUCAGGAGAAUCCCGCUCAUCGGAGCCAGGUCCAACACGAACAAGACCCGCAACAUUGAGCGAUCGGACGUCCAGCAGCACUCCUUCGGAGCCGCCAAAGCAAUGGAUGACCAGGAUUCUUCAGGAACCUUACCCCUUUUCUCAAAGAUGGCCAACCUGGCUGAUGCGGAUGUGUCAGAAGAGGAUAAGCUCAAAGUGAUCCUAAAUCAGAACACCUACGACUCUGUGAAUUACAAGAAGUUUGGUACUGCUCUACCAGCAAACUACACCUGUUAUCGCUGUGGAAAUACCGGACACCACAUCAGGAACUGUCCCACCAGUGGGCAGGACAAAAAUUUCGAGGCCCCUCCGAGAUUAAAGAAAAGCACGGGCAUCCCUCGUUCCUUCAUGGUGGAAGUGGACGAUCCCAACAUAAAGGGAGCCAUGCUGACCAACUGUGGACAUUAUGCGAUUCCUGCCAUACACGCUAAGGCGUAUGCCAUUGGCAAGAAGGAGAAGCCUCCAUUCGUUCCUCAGGAGCAGCCAAAGACAGAAGAGAAGGAGGAACCGAUACCGGACGAACUCGUCUGUUUGAUCUGUCAUGACCUACUGAGUGACGCUGUGGUCAUACCCUGCUGCGGAAACAGCUACUGUGACGACUGUAUUCGCACCACCUUGCUGGAUUCAGAGGAACACGUCUGCCCCACUUGUAACCAAUCCGAUGUCUCACCUGAUAACCUGAUAGCCAAUAAAUUUCUCCGACAGGCUGUGAACACGUUUAAGAAAGAGCAAAGUGGAAUGUGUGGUACAUCCCAAUCCCAAAAUCCAACCCAGACGUCGAGCCCUGUCCCCACCCCGCCGCCUCUCAUUACGCAGAGCCAAACUCAGAAACUUUACCAGUCCAGCCACAGCCAGCAGGACCCUCUUGUGCCGCGCUCACAGGCUGCAGACACGCCGUCAUCAUCUCAGGUGUGUGGAGAUCCUCCCACAUCAACCGACCCCGACCCUGCUUCCAACACGCCGAGCACGUCCCUCCAGCCCACGCAGAGCCACCUGGACAUAUUCGACAAAGAGGCUGAAGAGAAGACGCAUGAUGACUCAGCGGCUGCUGCACCUUCUGUACCGGUUUCACACAAAGACCCCGCUGCUGCUCCAUCACAGCUGAUACCACUGGUUAACCACGCUCCAGAGGUCGAGCAGCCCCAGACAGUCAGUGUGAAUCUACAGCAGGCCUCCACAGGUCCACCUCCAGGACUCUCUGGACCCUCAAAAUGCUGGGAGAGCUCCACUUCCUCCUCUUCAAGCUGUCCCACCAGAAGCUGGAGUGAAUCCUUCAACACCCAGCAGCUUCCUCCCUCCUCCACCUCUUCUUCCUCUUCAUAUCCAGCAGUUCCUCCACCUCUCUUCCCCUCCCCCCUUUUCCACACAUUCCUCGCCGCUCAGCAGCCUCUCAACAGUUACCACCCUGGGUACCCACCUGCCACGCCUGUCUGGACACUCCCCACCCCCCAGGGUGCUCCCAUCCCCUCCCUCUGCUCCUCUACCGCCGCAUCCCCGAUCCCCGCCCUUAUCCCCAAGGAGUGGUACAUGCAUCAGAGAAAUAAGAAGGAGAGGUCACCUCACAGAGGAUCUGCCUACAGACGUUCCUCCUCACGGUCUAAUUCAAAGUCGUCAAAGUCCAAAUCUUCUCGCUCCUACUCUCGCUCUUCAAGCAGGUCCAGAUCCCGUUCCCGGUCCAGGUCCCAAAGCAGAUCAAGGCCCCACUCACCUUACUCCCAUCACAGAGACCUCCACUCCCGCUCUCAUUCCUCCCACUCUUAUAGCUAUGGUUACAAACGUUCUCCUACGCCGUCCUCGUCAUCCUCACCUCGAGUGCCUUACCCUUCCAGGUCCAAGUCAUCAUCGGAUCGUCGCAAAACCAGCCAUCACGGUCGGCAUCACCAUAAGAAAUCUGCUUUGAGUGGCCACAGCUCCAGGAAGCAAGGGGAAUGCUCCCAGGCAGGAGGCCCAGGGGGGAGUUCAACCAGUCACCCAAACAGUCAGGAGAUGGACAGAGAGCGUUACUUGCAGUGGGAAAGGGACUACAAAGAGUGGUAUGGGAAAUAUUUCAACAGCUAUGUCAGCCACUUUCACCAGCUGCCUCCUCCCCUCCUCAGUCUUCCUCCCACUCCUCAUCCUCAAUGGGGGGACAGGGAUGGAAGCAGAAAACACUCACAGGACCGACUUCAAGGUAGACGCUCUGCACGGAUGGACGGGCACUCACCUCCAUCGCAGUCAUCCAGUGACAGCCGGUCUCCUCCAUCUCAGUCUUCAAGUGACAGCCGCUCCACGCCAUCUCAGUCGUCUAGCAAGAGUCGCUCCUCUCCGUCUCAUUCGUCAAAUGACAGCCGCUCACCUCCCUAUAAGUCGUCCAGCGACAGUCGCUCCACUCCGUCUGAAGACAAAGCUAAGCCGAGGGCCCAUCAGCAGAAGUGCUCCGAGAAGUACAGCCGCCCGCCAAUCGCACUUACAAAGAGCAGUACGCAAGCAGAGCGGCAGGAAAGAGGUAACGACGACAAGCAGCUAAUCGCUAAGAAUUUGAAGAGCUCCGGCACCUUAAAACACGAGCAAAAGAGCGUGAAGAAACACAAGGAAGGGAGAGGAGAGGAGUCUUCUUCCCCUGAUGUUGCAGACUCAGCGGAUGACUACAGAAAGGACAAGAGGAGGCAUAAGACCUCAGUACAGGACAAAGUCACUGCCAAUGAAGCCUCAGAAUCAGUUCAACCACUCAUGAAACCAGAUAAGCAUUUGGAUAAAGAGAAAGGGUGGAGAAGAGGCAAAUAUUCAGGCUCCAGGCAAGAUGUGGAGAGACGGCAUAAAGAAAAAUCCAGCAAAGGUGCAGAGAGGGCGUAUACAGACAGAUACAGACACCGUGGAGGCGGCAAAGAUGCUGACUCAAGAUCAGAGAAAAACCGAAAAAGAAAAGGAGAGGACGUGGAGAGGAGUUUUGUUCAGGCUAAAAGCAGCAGAUGCCUGAAAACAAAACUUGAAGAGGUCCCUAAAAUCCGCAAGAGUGAAUCCCCGAAACCGUUCAACAAAAAGACGCAAAAGACAGAGAAGAAAAAGGAGAGCAAGUCAUGGCCUCUGACAGAGAGAGACAUCUGGGAGGGAGGGAUGAAGGUGAAACCACAGAAGAAAAUAAGCAUCAACAUCAACCUGGAUAUGAAGAGGAAGGAAGAGAACACUGAAAAACAGGACGCGUCUUAUUUAGAGAGCAUCUCAGGAAAAACAACGGAAGACAUGGAACCCAGCAGAGACCAGAAAGAUGUGUCUGAGGAAAAAAUAAAACCAGAUGAUGGCGAGACCAGACCAGUAUGGAAGACCAUCACAGAUGAUAAGAGAGAGGUGUGGGAGAAAGUUUCAGGAGAGAGGAAGAAAGAGGACAAAUUAGAGGAGGACUUUGACUUAUGGCGUUGUGCCUUCAAAGGAGUGGAGGAGGAGAAGAAGGAGAGCCAAAUACAGUGGGAGGAACAAGACUGGAUGAAGGUGACAAAUAAUGAGAAGAAGACGGCGGAGGGAGGAAGCACAGGGAAGGAAAAAAGGGAGUCGAAGCCAAAGGGGGGAGUGAUGGAGGGAGUGAUGGGGGAAGAUGAAGGCACGACAAGGUCACAGAGGAGCAGAAAUGAGAGCCACCAUGAUGGACUAAACAUCACGGUGGACGAUGGCAGCAGCUACGAGGAUCGUCGGCAGGAGAGGAAGAUGGUGGUGAAAACUCUGGAGGAGUACACCCACAACAGAGCUGCAGACAGACAGGGCGAGCUCGUGCUCAUACAGGUCCCUCGAUCCAAAUGGGAGAAGGAAGAGUCUGAUGCAGAAGAGCGGGGUGAGGAAGAGAUCAAAGUUCAGUCGGAUGCUCUUGCAGCCUUUCCGCCGUUAGCAGAGACACCAACCGAGAGGGAAACAGAGGAAGAGCAUGAAGAUCGGAGACAUAAAGGAAUAGAAAAAGAUAUAGUCAGAGCAGUGGAGAGAGAGAAAAACUCCACUUUGUCCAGCUCACACAGAAGUAUGGCUCCCUCUAGUGGCAAAGACAAACCUGGCAGCACCUUAUCUAGUGAGAGGAUGGAGAUGGAGAGACCGAGGGACGGAGAGAGAGGGAGGGAGAGUGAGAGACCGAGGGAGAGGCCGAAAGAGAGCAGAAGAUCAAAAGAGAGAGAGAGGACAAGGAUGGAAGUGAAAGGGAAAGACAGGGGGAGAGAGAAGGGGCACAAGAGGAACCUCCCUUCCUCCUCCUCUUACUCCCACACUUAUCCGACGUCACUUGACACAGAGAGGAGAGACAGGCAGCGAGGGGACGACCAGGGUAGCAACAAGAGUUCUUACUCUCUGGGUGGGAAAUCCAUCAGUAGCAGAAGCCAGGAAAGCAGCACAUUAAGCAGAGCUGCCGAAGUGUCCGAUCCAAAUGCACACAAAACAUAUAGAGACACGUUCCUGGAUUUGAAAUUUAGUGAAGACCUUCCACACCACUACCACCAAGACAGGCCAGCACGGACUCACUGCUCCCCACCUUCUCUCUCACACAGCCAGGGUAAGGAGAGAGACCCGCUCCCCUAUGAAUCCUCUGGAGGGUCAGAGCUCAGCAAGCACAGAGCGAGCAGUCCUGCUCGGGAGUUAACGCAGAACAUAAGUAGAAAUGUGGGCAAGGUAGAAAUGGUUGAGUGGAAGCGACAGACCAGGUGGGAGGAAAGUGGAGAGCUGGAGGAAGGGGAGCGACCCAGCAGCAACAGCAUCAGUUCAUCGGCGAGUCAUGAGAGCAGCAGCAGCGGCGACGACGACAUGAGGAAAGAGUGGAAGAAGAAGCACAAAAAGGAGAAGAGACAAGCUGCCCCUGAGCCGCUGGAGGAAGGGGAGCUGAAGAAACACAAGAAGAAGAAAUCAAGGAAAAGCAGAGGUGACAGGGAGGAGGAGGAGAGUGAAGGAGAGGUGGAGGAUGCAAAGCUCUGCGCACUUAUGUUAUUUUGACUGUUACGAAAAGAAAAGAAAAAAAAAAGAUGUACUUGAAUGUUUUUCCCUUCUCUGUCCGAAAAGUGCCUGGAUUUAUUUUCUUUGACUUAAAUUAUAAUUUUUCCCAGGAAACUUUUUGUAUCACCUUAUAUAAAAUAUGCAUCAUCCAAAACAAAAGUGAACAAAUUGUGAAGGAAAAGCACUUUAUACUAUAUAGAAGAAAAUUAAUGUGAAUGAAAACAAAUGUGAAACCUUGAAUUACUUGAGGGUCAAGGGACUUGCACAGCCUCACAUCUUGCUCAGGACUGCCACAAACUAUGGUUUAUGUACUGACCUAACAUGUUCCAGCUUGCAUUACGUAAAUCUUGACAACACGUUGGUCUAUUAAUUUCAUUUGCUUCACUCAGGAGCACACGGAGGAUUACUGAAUUACUGAGUUUGUGAUUCAUUUAAAACAUAUACUGUGAAUAUUUAUGAUUUGAACCUCUGUGUUGUAUUUAGUUUUUCUUUUUAAUUUUGUAAAUGUUUGAUUUAAAA